CGGCAGUAUUAUGGGAUGGUGGAGGUGGAAUGGCGCUCGGCGCGUGAUUUUGAACAAACGUCUCCGUGUGUCGGCGGUCUGGAUGCAGCAGCGCAAAGCCGGGCUCGGCUGGGGUUGUGUUGAAAAGAUACAAGAAGGCGCCGACAGCAAUCACAGCUGGACACGGAGCGCAUCGGGGAUCUCCAGUAAGACUUGCUCGGGGCAAGCAAACACAUCCCAAACCGAGAGGGACGGCUGAGGCAUUAUAAGCACCAGCUUCCACUGACUAUUGUAAAUAGCAUCCAGGCACGGAGCCCGAUUUCGUGUCUCCGCAACAAGAGAACGUCCUGGCCUGACAAAAUGUCUCCACUUAGGCUGUCAGAUCGGAACGGAUGCUCGUCGUGAAGUCCAUGAAAUCGGUCAUCGUUGUUUAUUCUUAGCUACAUAGGUCUUUUUCCUGAUUAUUUUCACUAAACAACACCUGCCCCCGGACCCAGGAGAGAGUGCGAGAGAAGCGCUAAAGAGAUGUCGAUGACAGCCAAGCCCAUAGGUCACCUACAACCCUCAUUUAUUUGGUAGUACAAUAAUCCGUCUGAUUUUGCGUUUCUUGUGACUCCUGUGUCCCAUGUACACGCGUUUUCACCCUGGAAUGCGUUUUAUUUUAAAGAACCUGUAGAAAAUCGCUGAAUCAAGGGAUUUGUUCACGAACAAGGGUGGCUGAGCCUGGCUGCAGCGAGUGAAGAUGGAGGUGGUGUCACCCGAGCUGAACAGCUUGCUCCCCGAGGAGAUCAUGGACACUGAGGCUAUCGUGGUGGUAGAGGACCUCCCAGGAGAGACUGCGGUGCCUGUUGAGGAGUUGGAGCCUGAGGAGGGACAACAGGAGGCGCCGCUGCCCAUGGAAACUGAACUGUCAGAGAGUGAGAUUGCUACCCUCAGCACCACCCUGCCACAGAAAGUCCAGCCUCUGGGCUCCUCGGCCCCCUCUGAUCCAGCCCUGUCCAGCACCAACUCUGGCAGCCAGCUGCUCCUUGCCACCUCCAGCUCGCCAGCUGUCAAGUCCGCCACCGCGAAGCUCGCUGGCGCCAAGCCUGCCAGCCCCGCGCUGAGCACGGGCCUGCAGAAACUCACCGCCCCCUUCACCCUGUCCCCCAACCACCAGAUCAUCCUCAACAAGGUGGCUGCCUCUUCUGCCGAGGUCAAGCCGGCCACGACGCAGGUCAUCAAGCAGGAGGGCCAGAAGCUUGUCGUCACUACCAUCGGGAAAGCCGGGCAGCCCAUUGUGCUGGCGCUGCCCCACACGAGUCCAAAACCAGGCCAAGCCCAGACUGGCGGAGAGGUUAAGGCCCAGUCCCAGCAGUUUAAGGUGGUGACCAUUGGAAGCAGGACUGAUCUGAAACCCGUGGUGGGGGUACAGGCCAUGAGUUCAGCCAGCCAGCUCCUUGGAACUUCCCAGCAUUCACCCCUGCAGGCCCAGCAGCUAAAAACGGUGCAGAUUGCUAAGAAAACUCAGACGUCUUCAACAGGACCAAUGAUCACAAAGUUCAUCAUCACAAAGCCAGUGAACAGCAAGGGUGUCUCAGGCCAGACGUCUGUCUCCCCAGUGAUUGCAGGAAGGGUCCUCUCCCAGAACCCACCAGGGACACCGCCAAGGACGAUUGCCAUCUCGGACAGCGUGGUCAGCGCCACCCUCAACACGACGCCACAAAGUAUCUCCAGCAGCAAGAUCGCCAUCUCUCCCCUUAAGUCCCCCAGCAAGCAGCUAACGGUGGUGUCCAUGGCCUCGCAGUCCCCCAGCUCUCCCCAAAAACCUGUGGGCGUCCCGAUCAACGUGGCCCUGGGCCAGCCCAUACUGGCAGUGCAGCAGUCUGCCCCCUCCUCGCCAGCCAAAGUGGUUUCUAAUCACUCUGCUCCACAGACGGUGAAGCCGGUCCAGACGGUGGCAGUAGGAGGAGUGGGCACCCCGCAGUUCAAGACCAUCUUCCCCUUGGCCACCUCGCCCAACGUGCAGCAGAUCCAGGUGCCGGGCAGCAGGUUCCACUACGUGCGCCUGGUCACCGCCUCCACGGCCAGCAGCUCUCCGCAGACCGGCAGCCCCAGCACCAACUCCCACACGCUGCAGACAGCCAAACCAGUGAUGGUGAAUACCACGCCAGUCCGAAUGUCGGUUCCCAUUGUUCCUGCGCAGACCGUGAAACAGGUAGUCCCUAAGCCUCUGAACGCCACCUCGCAGAUUGUUACAACCAGCCAGGCACAGCAAAGGCUCAUCAUGCCAGCAACUCCCUUACCUCAGAUUCAGCCCAAUCUAACUAGCCUGCCCCCAGGAACUGUCCUGGCACCAGCCCCGGGCACAGGCAACGUGGGCUAUGCUGUCUUACCAGCUCAGUAUGUCACACAGCUCCAGCAGUCCACCUUCGUGUCCUUAGCAAGCAACACCAGUUUCGCGGCCUCUGCAGGUAUCCAGACCCAGGCCAGGUUGCCUCUCAAUGGGUUGUCUCCAUCGGAUUCUGCGUCCAGACCAAGAAAACCAUGUAACUGCACAAAAUCGCAGUGCCUCAAAUUGUACUGUGACUGUUUUGCGAAUGGAGAGUUCUGUAAUAACUGUAACUGCACUAACUGCUUUAACAACCUUGAGCACGAGACCGAGCGGCUGAAGGCAAUUAAGGCCUGUCUCGAUCGAAAUCCCGAAGCUUUCAAGCCGAAGAUUGGGAAAGGGAAGGAAGGGGAGUCAGACCGUCGCCACAGCAAGGGCUGUAACUGCAAGAGAUCCGGCUGCCUCAAGAACUACUGCGAGUGCUAUGAGGCGAAGAUUAUGUGCUCUUCGAUCUGCAAGUGCAUCGGCUGUAAGAACUUCGAGGAGAGCCCGGAGAGGAAGACUCUGAUGCACCUGGCGGACGCGGCCGAGGUCCGCGUGCAGCAGCAGACGGCGGCCAAAACCAAGCUAUCGUCCCAGAUCUCCGAUCUGCUGACCCGGACCACACCAGCCAUCACCAGCGGGGGUGGAAAGUUGCCCUACACAUUUGUCACCAAAGAUGUUGCCGAGGCAACGUGCGAGUGUCUGAUUGAAGAGGCGGAAAGAGCGGAGUUAUCGCACCGACCUCAGGCAGUGGCGGAGAGGAUGAUUUUAGAGGAGUUUGGACGAUGUCUCAUGAGAAUCAUAAACUCUGCAGGCAAGGCCAAGACAGACCCGUGUUCCAUAAACUGCUAAGCCAUUCUGCAAAACCCCACACCACAGACAGCACUGGGAUUGUGAAAGUAAAGGCUGACUGCACACCCCUGUCAGAGCACAAGGUGUACAGCAUGGGGAGAGCCCCUUGAGUUAGUGUCAGAGGACCCUUCCAUUUGGGAUUCAUGAUGCCAGAAAGUGCUAAAUGUACAAUUCAAAUAGGUUUUCUGUAAUUUUGUUUGCCGCUCUUGAUUACCCUCCAUCAUGAUGUUUUCUCAAGUCAUUUCCAGAUCAGAGAGUGCCGUUUCUGCUGUAUUCUCCCGAAGGAAAGGUGAUCUUUGGCUUUUUGUCCCAGCUGAUUUCUACCACUUGAACUAUGAGCCAGAAGGUUUCUGCUCAGAAAGAAAGAAAUUAUCCAUCAUGGUUCUCAUCACAAACUGGAGAAAGGUUUUAGUUUUUGAAACGAACAGGCUGGAAAAUUCUAAUGGAUGUUUGUAGACUUGUUUUAUUUGUUUUUAAAGAUGGGUACAUUUGUCACAACUACAGAUGAAGGUGAGAAAUACAGUGAUAAUGCAAAAAUUGUCUGUUUUGAGGCGACAGUGGUUGAAAUUAAGAUUCUUAACUGUUUAUAUAUCAUACACACUCAGGUUUCAUUCCAUAAUAAAGGAAAGGUCUAAAUUGUGAGUUUUGAUUGUGUACCGUACAGUUAUGAAGGUUUGACCAUCAGUGUCACACCUUCAAUUUUGCCAGACCAGCAACAGUUUGUAGUUACCUGGUCCAAAAUCAUCCUUCGUUGAGGUUUGAAUAGGCCCUGCUCACAUGUAUCCGUUUGAUCAGUUACGGUAUACAAUAUAAAACCCUUUCAUAUUAUUGUGUCUGCUCAUUGCCCUUUUCAAACAAAAUAAAAGGCAUCUUAACCCAAAAUUAAAGCUUAAAGUAGGGCUUGUUCAAUCCUGGUUCAUGACAGAAAUUGUAUAGUAAGUGAUUGCCUGUGAAAAUAACCUUUAAAGCACAUCAGUUCACUUAUCGAUUCAAAAUCAAUAGAAAAUUGUUUUACUCAAUGGAUCAUUAAAUGAGAGCUUGUGCCUACCUUUUGUGAUGCUUACAAAAUUUAUCCUGUAAAUGAGGAAGAGUACACUCUGGAUGAAAGAAUAGAAGUUCAUGACUUUACUAAAACCAGGGGUUGAAUUAGAGUACAGAAGGCCACAAUGAGCUGUGUGCCUUCCAGCUCAGGAUUGCAUGAAGCGCUCUCUAGCAGGAAUUUAGCUUCCUGGGGAUGUUAAAUGUUCACCUUGCAGGCUGACUUGAUUUGUUCGGGAAAGCCAAGAUCAGUCGGCCCUCCCGUCUACCACUGACACCACAGCCGUGGACAAAAAAACAAAGGUCUUCAUUUUCCAACAGAAGUAAUAUAGUGUAGCCAAAACACACAACAAAAAACAAUGAAGCUGGUGGAUGACUAUGCUGCUGUCAGCAUAUCUUUAGAAACAAUGGAUCAUCUGAAAAUGAGAACUGUGUCCUCUAUACACAGGUAGGACGUUGCUCUUUUCAAUUCUAGCUGAUGAAGCAACAGGUGCAUGAGAUAGAUAUAAGCUGUAUACUUCACUUUAACUAUUAACCUGUCAGCUAGAAUAUCAAUGACUUCUCCAGUGUUUUUAAGCUGCCUGUUCAUCUUGACCUUUUCUCUGCUGUGGCAUAGCUUGUCAUAGGGCUUAGAUUUCAACAAUGUGCAGUUCUGAUUUUUAGUAGGCUUAUGCUACUUUGUUUCAGAACUUGUACUGCACAGAGGAGAAAUACUGUACCCUAGUUAUUUAACUUGCAUUCCUCUUAAGUUACGCCUCAGAAAACUGAGAAAUAGAAAAGGGAAACACUUAACUCACUUCAGUCCAGUGCUGGUGGAAACGUUCAGUCCUGGAAGGUAAGCCCAAGGAAUUUGUAGUUUUCCACUGCAGUUAAGUGGGGGGAUUUAUCGUGUUUCCAUUUGAAGCUGCUGUUUCAUUUGGUCCUCUUUGCACUUGCUGUGACUUUCUGUUCUGGAAAUGAUGUCCUUUCCUGUUGUGUCUCAGUUUGAGAUUAAAGGUUUUAAUUCUAUUUAAAAUACAAUGUGAGAAUUUCAAAGGUUGACCCACGUUUCCUCUGUUCUCUGUAGGUAGUGUGGUAUUUAAACUAUUAAUCAAAUUUUGAAUCUUUGAAGGUACAUUAAGAAUGUAGCCGAGACUUUAACAAUGCACUUUGCUGCUCAGUUUGAGCUUAUGAAGGUCAUCUCCUUCACAAAAUGCAACUGUUAAUUUUUUUUUUCCUACUUAAUUUAUAUUGAAGGAAUUUGCUUGUGAGACCUAAUUUAAAUUGGUACAAAAAUAUCUGAAUCAACUGCAUGGGUGCAAGUCUCAAAACCUGCACAAAAAGGCCAACUGUGUCUGUUCAGUGAAGCUUUAUAAACCUCCUAGAUGGGCUACAAAAGAUGGCAGGUAGCAUUUUACCUUUCUGGAUAGUGAUUCUUCCAGAGAACUGACUUGUUGUAAAGAAAGAUUAUUGUUAUGUUAUUUGAGAAUUAGUGUCUGAAAAUGACUGAGAUAUUUGUUUGCUGCAUUACAACAGUAAUUUCUACUGUAGCAUAAGGGUCACCCAUGCACGCCAAAUGUCCCCGAAGGUGUAACAAAAUCCAGCUAAGUAUCUGAAUCAGAGAGGUUCAGUGCUGUUUUACCAACACACAGCUCCUGUGCUACAGUACUGUGAGUGUCUUUUGAACUCCAGCAGGCUCUGACAUUUGGAUUAGGAAUUAAUUGCAGAUCAGACUAACAUUCAUGCUCCCUGGUAUCGCGGGCAUCUGAGCCCUGCUGACAGUGAUCCAAGCAGAGUUCUCUCUGAUGUGGGGACAACUUGACUGGAGGGUGAUCUUCUGAUCUUCAAAUCAGAAUGUUAACCAAACUGGAACUUUGUUAAAUAACUGGGAAAUAUGCGUUUACUCCCAGAUGUUGAAAUUGGUCUACACCGAUAUCAGCCUCCAACACUUUUCCCAGUCCCGUUGUCAGAUGUCGGACCAAAUUACAUUGACUAUGGAGUCUUGGGAAGAACCAGUAGCGGCAGCUGUGUGGAGCUGCGGCCAGGGCUCUGUGGGUUCAUAUCCCAUGAGGUACUCUGCUGUUGUACCCUUGAGCAAGGUACUUCACAAAGAUUGUUCCAGUAAAACACCCUGCUGUAUACACGAGUACAAAUAUAAGUCACUUUGGAUGAGAGUUUCAACCAAUUAAUAAGGAAAGAAGGACAGAAAUCAGGCAUUUUAAAAUUAUUUUUUUUCCCUUUGGUGUUCUGUCUUACCAUGAUUGGUGAUUUGAUGGUGUAUAGAGAUGGGGAACGUGAAUGAGUAAAGCCUUCUGGGAAAAAAUAUUAUGAACAGACAAUGUCUGUGACCUUUUGCCUAUUUUGAAAGCUGUUGAGCUGCACCCUUUGUUUACCUGCCAGAGUGAACUUGUUCCCAUAGUUUUGCAAGUGUGAUUUGUGUCUGAAGAGACCCAGAUAAUCAUGAUGGUGUGAUGGUGCUCUGAGAUCGUCUGUCUAUUUAGAACACCCCCAGCCUUAAGCUUCAACUUUGCUCAGGGCCUCUAGGAUUAUAUAUUCAACAUUUCACUGCGAGUAGCUGACUGCUUUGAAUAGUACCAUACUAGGCACAUGUGUGAGGCUUGGAAAUACUUCUGAUGUGUAUUAUUUUGAUGCUGUGGUUGAUUUUCUUCUUUCUGGAACUAGUAUGAUAACAAGCCGCUUGACUGUUGUUUUCCCUCAAUAGCUACUUUCUAGGAUGAGGAGAAUCUCUGUCCUGCACCUUUCUUGUUCUGCUGGUACUACAUGGCUGAGAUGGAAGUUGUGGUCCUGCCAUAAAGUAAGCCCAUUUACCAGUCCGUGUAAAAAAAAAAAAAACUCAUCGGGCUGUGGCUUCUCUUACUGGAUGGUGCAUGCAUUGUUUUGUUUAGCGCAGCAGAGAGAGCAAAUUAUUUUAACCGCUUCAAAUGGAAGAUGUUACUGUUCCAAUUUAUCUUAUUUUUAUUAAAUCUGCAGAGAUGUACAAAAAAUGUACAACAUAGCACUUAUUUUAAUAAACAUUGGGUUUUAGUAGCUGAUAGUUUUAGUAGUCAUCUUUAUGGACUUGUGGCAUCCAUUUCAAUUUCUAGAUUCCACCCAGACGUUUGUAAAAUUUCUAAACCACACUUCACUGAUCACUGCCACUUCAUUUGAUGUGACCACUACAAAACCCAAUAAGGGAGCAGAGAUAAAGGAGAAACAGGAAGAGGUGCUGGGCGGUGGGAUGGUCCAUUACUCUGUUUACACCAGUACUGGUCCUAGAGGGCCGGUGUGCCUGCAGGUUUGCCAGGUCUCAAUUAAAAGCAGCAGCAGAGCUGGGAGAAGCUGUUAAAUUGGUCUAAUUUGGGCAGUGAUGAGCUGAUUAAAAGUCAUUGAGAUCUGAAUUGAAAAGAGAACCUGCAGAGACACCAUCCCUCCAGUAGUGUUCAACGUGCUAAAAACAUGGAUGAUGGGGACACCGUUUUUUUUAUUAGGUGGUGGUCAAAAGGGCUGUGGAACAAUGGAAGAACGCACUGUGUUUAGGCUGAACAUCCCAUUGUCCUAACUAAACUUGGCUUUUCUGCCACCUUCACACUGUGUAAUUUCAAAGGCAGGAGGUUGCUUUUCAUUUUGACACAAAAAAAGGGUAACAAUCCAGGCUUAAAAAGUGCAGAGCCUGUUUUCUGCUGACAGUUGUUGCCCACUUCGACCUCGGUCCGUUUUUAAUGUGUGUGUGUGUUUGGAUUAUCCAGGUAGUCAACAGCCUGCCUCCCAUUUCAGGGACUGGAAAGAGAAAAGAAACUGUAUAAAUGUAAAUUAGUGUAAGCAGAUCCAUUAGAGCUUCUUUCUACUUUAUCAAGGUUUAAAGAAUUUUCAAUAUUUACAUUUUUUUAAAAUACCCGAAGCUCUCUACUAAUAUGUAAAUGUUUUUCCUUCACCUCUUUGUGUAUUGAAGGUCUUGUGUGACGCAAAAUCUGUAGUGUUUGGAGCUGUAGAUUGUGUAUGUUGGUGUGACCAUUGCUUGUGUUACUUUGAAGGUGGAAUGAUUUUUUUAAACUUUUUUUUCUAUCUGCUUUGUAAACAUUUCUGCUUUUGUUGUCUAGAGAAUUAUUUAAUUUAUCAACCUUUCAUCCCUCCCUUAAACAACUUACAUAAAGUUGACAGUAUAACAUGUAGUCUCAGAAUUUAAGAAAAAAAUUUAUUUGCAACCUUUAACAGAAAGAUUUAUAUUUAGUGAACAUGCUUAAAAUGUUCAGUGACAGUCUAUAUUGUAAGCAAACUAUAAAUCAAAUAAACUUUAUACAGUUCUGUAA
Molecule: messenger RNA, 8508 nt
Organism: Lepisosteus oculatus (spotted gar)
Lineage: Eukaryota; Metazoa; Chordata; Actinopteri; Semionotiformes; Lepisosteidae
Gene: lin54
Product: lin-54 DREAM MuvB core complex component
Biological process (GO): regulation of DNA-templated transcription
Cellular component (GO): nucleus
Source: RefSeq, a predicted model, not a curated record